Xenopus laevis (African clawed frog) is the source of this 1739-nucleotide messenger RNA. It is a transcript of the gene ccne1.S, whose product is annotated as cyclin E1 S homeolog. The record is from RefSeq and is marked provisional. Lineage: Eukaryota; Metazoa; Chordata; Amphibia; Anura; Pipidae. Gene Ontology annotation, cellular component: nucleus.
AUACUGUGAAGCUCUCCGCCCUCGCCUCGUCACAUCUGCCGCUGCUCUUGUCCGUCUCCUUUCGCCAUUGGAUCCGGUGCGUGGGACAGAAAGUUACCCUUCAUUCAUUACAAAGCCCUGAAAUGCCUGUGAUAAGAAAUCCGGCAGCUGAGAAAAGCACAAAGGAUGAGAGGACGGCAAGCUGUACUGUGCGCUCCCGAAAGAGAAAGGCAGAUGUGGCUAUUUUCUUGCAAGACCCAGAUGACACUUUGGAUUGCUUGGAAAUGACAAAGAAAAAACAAUAUCAAGAUAGGGGACCAUGGAGCAAUGAAAUGACAUGCAAAAGCCCCCACAAAUUGAUUCCUACACCUGAAAAAGAGGAACAUGAGCCAAACCCUACAAGCUACCCGCACUUUGCUUCGCUCCGGUUCAGUCCAGUCAGCGCUUCUCCUCUUCCACGUCUUGGGUGGGCUAAUCAAGAUGAUGUCUGGAGGAAUAUGUUAAACAAAGACCGAAUUUACCUGAGGGACAAGAAUUUCUUUGAGAAACACCCCCAGCUGCAACCUAAUAUGAGGGCAAUCCUUCUAGAUUGGCUAAUGGAGGUUUGUGAAGUGUACAAACUUCAUAGAGAAACAUUUUACCUAGCACAAGAUUUCUUUGAUCGGUUUAUGGCAACUCAAAAAAAUGUAAUCAAAAGUCGACUGCAGCUUAUUGGAAUCACAUCUUUGUUCAUUGCUGCUAAGAUGGAGGAAAUAUACCCUCCAAAGCUGCAUCAGUUUGCAUUUAUCACAGAUGGUGCCUGCACAGAAGAUGAGAUUACAAGUAUGGAGCUGAUCAUAAUGAAGGAUCUUGAUUGGUGCUUAAGUCCAAUGACUAUGGUUUCUUGGUUUAAUGUCUUCUUGCAAGUUGCAUAUAUAAGAGAACUGCAGCACUUUCUGCGCCCCCAGUUCCCUCAGGAAGUUUAUAUACAGAUAGUGCAGCUGCUGGAUUUGUGUGUGCUUGAUAUUUGUUGCCUGGAUUAUCCAUAUGGGGUUCUUGCAGCUUCUGCCUUGUAUCAUUUUUCUUGUCCUGAACUAAUGGAAAAAGUUUCAGGGUUUAAGCUGACAGAGUUACAAGGGUGCAUAAAGUGGCUUGUUCCUUUCGCAAUGGCCAUUAAGGAUGGUGGGAAAUCAAAGUUAAAAUUUUUUAAAGGUGUUGAUAUUGAAGAUGUUCACAAUAUACAGACACACACUGGUUGUUUGGAACUGAUGGAAAAGGUUCAUAUCAACCGGGCUGUAUUAGAGGAGCAGAACAGGGCAUCGCCAAUACCAAGUGGUGUUCUGACUCCUCCCCAGAGUGAUAAAAAACAGAAAUCUGAUCCAGCAGACUAACAGUUCUCUGACUUUGUCCAUCACACUUGUCCUUUAAAUGGAGACUGUAAGCUUUUAUGAACUUUUACUUUGAUACCACUUUUACUCAAAGUGAUUUAAAAGGAAAGGCUAUAGGAAAUCUGAAAAGGAUCACGUGAUCAAUAUGCUGCUAUGGAGGAAGUAUGGCUAUACUUGAUGGAGAUCAGCUGCUGGGGGCCAAGAAAAACAAUGUCCUACCAUAUAACGUAGACUGUACCUGGACUUCAGAUGAGCUAAUCAAAGUGCAAUUUCUUUUUUAAAGAAUCUGGCAUGAGUGUUGCCAUUUUAUUUCUUUUUAACUUUAAAAUGAAUGCUGCUACAUAUUUUUUCUUUUAAUAAAGAUGCCGUCUAGAAGACAGCUGCUUUUUAAUA